AUUUCAUAUUCAUAUAUUCACGUGCUCGUAUUCCUGUACAGAGUACACGUUAUUUAUUGCCUUCCUCCUGCUUCUCCUCACCAAUAUCACCGCACUUCUCUCUCUCUAUCUUUCUUUAUUCUUAACAUUUCCAUUCGCUUUUGUUUCCUUUUAUUCCACGAAGCCGAAACUUGUUUAACGCUAAUUAAAGUCCCUCCCCGAAAACUGCUUCAUUAAGUCAACUAACUGUUAUUUCAAUCGAGCUAAAUUAUUUGCAAAAUAUAAUUAAUAAUGCAGAGUUCGAUAUUCCUGCUCACAUCAUCCAAAUUUAAUGAGACGUUUUUUCAAUCGAGAAGCGAGCACAAAUAAUAGAUACCAACUCAUUCGAUUAUUCCGUUUAAUGCAAACUUCUUUCGCUUGUAAUUAGCGAUUCGCGAAACAUUUCCAACAAAAACUCAAUUCCAUCGAAAACUUCGUUAAACAAGUUUGAACAAUGGUUCAGCUAGGUAAAUUACCGAUCAAAAUACUGGAAUUUCAGCUGCUGUGGCCGGAAAAGAUUAACUUCAGCUACAUUUUUAAAAUUGCUGUAUUCAUCUCCUAUAUGACCAUCUGCGCCAUCGGGAUGAUUGGCCAUUUUGUAUACUCCUACGUUAACGAUGAGUUUACCUAUUUAAACAUCGCCGACGAUAUGGCCGGUUGUUUGGCAACUCUUUCAGCAAUCUACGUGAUGUUGGUCCACAUAAAUAAUGUAGGAUCUUCGAGGGAACUGUUGCAAAGAUUAUCCGAUUUUACGAUGCACGAGAAACCCAAAGACGUCGAUGUUCUGGAUAAGCACCUGAACUUUGUUAGCGUCAUCGCCUGCGUUCUUCUCUACAUUUCGAUGUUUCUUCAAUGGGUUGUAGGCAUAAUGUCCAACUGUCCAGAAACUGGAGAGAUUUCCGAUUGCAGCUUCAUAGUCACCGCAUAUCUACCCGAUCCGUUCAACAUCUUCAUAAGUCCGUAUAGACAGAUUUUCAUGACGUUGCAGAUAUCUUCAGCAUUCAUAUGCGGUAUCUGCGCGUUCUUCUGCCUCUGGAUUCAAGUCUGCAUUUCCCAGUUCAUUGUAAGCAGGCUGAAACAUCUCAAGUUUAUGUUGAAGGAAAUGUUGGUGAUGAAUAGUCGCGAGAAGCGACGUAGGCACAUCAAGACCUGCGUUCUAUACCAAUACAACAUCAACGAGAUAUGGUUCGACUUCAACAAUAGCUCGAAGAAUAUCUUCCUAAUCCAUAUUACAGUAUCGCCAGUUGUCAUGAGCAUGAUUGCUUAUCAAUUGCUCUACCAAUUCAAGUUUGUGAAUUUCGUACACUUGGUUGUCUGGAACUUGGCGGUACUUAGUGAGACCCUCAUGGAUACUGCAUAUGAUAGUAUACCAUUUGAUGAAGAUUAUGAAACCACGAAGGACAUGCUUCUGAUCAUGAAGAGGGGGAAGUAUGCAAUGUACAUCUCUGCAGGUGAUUUCGCUAUUUGCAGACAUGUAACUUAUAUGACGAUCAUGAAAACUAUGUACUCUUAUCUAACUAUAUUGACCAAAACUUAGAUUCAUAAAUUACGCUUGCUAAGUUCCCUAUUCAACAAAAACACAACUUAAAAUUAAUUAUGGAUUUUAAA
This is a messenger RNA of Nicrophorus vespilloides, 1626 nucleotides long. RefSeq lists its product as uncharacterized. The transcript has 6 exons. Bases 473 to 1555 code for a protein of 360 amino acids. The record is from RefSeq and is a predicted model, not a curated record. Gene Ontology annotation, molecular function: odorant binding; olfactory receptor activity. Lineage: Eukaryota; Metazoa; Arthropoda; Insecta; Coleoptera; Silphidae. Gene Ontology annotation, biological process: sensory perception of smell; detection of chemical stimulus involved in sensory perception of smell. Gene Ontology annotation, cellular component: plasma membrane.